Molecule: messenger RNA, 8500 nt
Organism: Diabrotica balteata
Lineage: Eukaryota; Metazoa; Arthropoda; Insecta; Coleoptera; Chrysomelidae
Source: the annotation of a GenBank genome assembly
AGGUUAGAUGUCAAAGUCAAAGUGUUAUUGCACUUAUUUUUCCUAAAAAGUGAAUGUAUGUGUUUGUAAGUGCAUGUGUUGUAGUCGUCACCAAAAGCAAAAGUAUAAUUCACGGCGUAAAACAUGCGAUAGGUUAGACGUACUCUUGUCGGCUUUAUUUUUUUACAAUUAGUUAAAUAUAAAAUAACUGAAACAUGUUAACAACAGAUGAUUUUUUACUAGACGAUUAUGUAUUCAAAAGUUCUCCAGAGUCUUGUAGUGACCAUUCCAGUUCUACAGAUUUUAUGGAAGUUACUUCUGAUGAGGACUUCCUUACACAACUAUCAGCAGAUUUAGACAUACCUCUUUUACUUAACCAAGGUGAAGAUGAACUUAGUAUGUUAAAUUCGUUACUCUUUGACAAAAGUCCAGAAGAGAUUUUGUCAGAAACAGCUUCACCGCCUUAUAUUCCAGAAGAUGACUUUCCUAAAGAGAUUUCAGAGCUGCAAAAAAUGGAUUUUUCACAAUGUGGUCCUGAGUCAUUUCCUAAUCUUCAUUCUGAUAUUAAAAAUGAACCUGUUGAUAGUCCCCGAUCGAGCAAAUCAGUUUCCCCAAUAUCUUUAGAACAUAUAAAAGAUGAAGUUAGUAUAAAAACCCCACCUGCCUCACCAAUCAUUAUAAACACAGUAAAAGAAGUGCCCAACAAUGUGAUCUUUGCUCAGCCAGUAAAAUUAUUAUCACAGUCACAUAAUUUACCUCAAAAACAUAUCCCUAUAAUUCCAAAAGCUCACUAUUCAUUACCAGUCUCAAAAAAUAAUGUAGUAGUUAUUAACACUGACUUAAAACCUGUAGUGAAACCACACAAUGUGGUCUUAGUUGAAAAUGUGAAUGUAACUACUGUACCACAGAUACCUGUGCCUAAUGUGCCAGUAAAUACUGUCACUAAUCUUAAUAAGCCUGUGACGGUGCCUUCAGUAGUGAUAGAUAGAACCAAUAAUUUUUCUUUGAAUGGAAGAAACAUAGAUCCCAAGAUACUGAAGAGACAACAAAGAAAAAUUAAGAAUAGAGAGUCAGCUAGUUUGUCAAGAAAGAAAAAGAAAGAUUAUGUCACCUCCUUAGAAGAACAGGUUAAAGAACUAAGUGCAGAGAAUAAGAGACUACAAGCAGAAAAUAUUCAGCUAAAAGAAGCAUUGAUAAAGUAUGAAGUAAACCCGCUUAGUAAAGGAAGUAGAAACGUGAAGCCCAGUGUAUAUUUGUAUAUAUGUUUGUUAGUUAUAGGAGUAAACUUAAAUUUCGUUAGGAAUCCUUUUAGUACAAAAACAGAAGUUGAGUUAGUUCGUUCUAAUAUACCUAGGUUAACAGAUCACCACGGAAGAGGUUUGUUAUGGGCGGAAGAAAACGAUGCAAACGAGAAUAAAACUUCUCCAUUUUCGCCGUUUUUCAUGUGUCCUGCCACGAUAAACCAGACAGAAAGUGCUAGAUUAGUUUUAGAAUUAGAAAGGUGGAUAGGUAAACCAGCCGAUCUUUCAACAAAAAUUACUUUAGAUUUAAAUUCGUCAGUUCCUAUAAACUCAACAGGGAAUUCAAAGAAAGCACGCCCUAAGAGGAAGAAGAAAUAUAGGAUAGAUAGCUCUUUAACCUCUUAUAAAAGGUAUAAACAUUACCGUCAAGAUGAAGAUUCGCCUAAACAUGAAAUUCAGGUAUUUUCUGUAAGACCCGAUCAGCUAUAUUCAGAUUUCUUCGAGGCGAUUAACAGACAAGAUGAUACUUUUUACGUAGUGUCGUUCACGGAUCAACAUAUGCUUUUACCUGCGCUACAUCACAACAAGACGAGGAGACCAAAAAUGUCGUUAAUAAUGCCAUCUAUGUUACCAAAUAAAACAAGAUCCCAAUCGUCGUUAAUCCCGCUCAUGCAGAUUGACUGUGAGGUUCUAGACACCAGGUGGAUUCACGUAAAACACGGGGUGAUUCCCCAACGGUUCAAAAUGCAUAGCAAUACUACCCAAACGGAACCUGACGAUACUAAAGCAUCCGUGAGUGACGCCAACACGACGAACCAAGAAUAUUACGACAAACCUUACAAACCAUAUUUCAUGAAACCGCAGGAGGGAAUUUUCACAUUAAAUUAAAAUCGUAUACUCCACAUAUAUACCUAAGUGUGUAAUGUUGGAGUAUAAAGUUUAGAACUAAAAAGCAAUUUAGAAAAAAACUGAGUUAAGAUUAUUUUAUUUAAAAUUUUUGCUGUUGUAAGAUAAUAACCAAAAGACUAAUUGAUUUGGAAAAAUUUUGGCAAUUAUUUUUACCUCAGUUUUUAUAUAAUUUGAUCUCACAUUAUCUAUAGGUUUUUAAUUCGGAAAGAUUUAAUAAGAAUGUUGAAAGCAACAAUUUAUCCGAUCUACAACCAAUGCAGGACAUUUGGGACGUCAUAGAUCGAUUCAUUACCAAUUCGCCAUUUUAUUUCAAUUUUUAUUUAUUUAAAUACAUGUUUAUAUACGUUUGACAACCUAAGAAGACUUUUUUUUAUUUUUAAAAUUUGGUUAUAAUUGUUGUUGUCUUCUUUCUCUUAAUAAUUAUAUGUGGUAGCUAUUUUUUGAGAAUUUUGUAAUUUGAUUAUUUAUCCAUCUCCGUACAAAAAUCUUUAGUAUUUAUCCGACUAACUGUGACAGUAUGUCUUAAGUAUGUUUAUUUAAGUUACAUAUUGUAGGCGAUAAUGUGCAGAGAGUUUGGUAAUAUACAAUACAAGAUUGUUGCAAUUAUAUGCCCUGUAUGUCUGUCACAUAUUUAUGGAGAAAUAUUGUUAAUAUUCUUGUGAAAUGAGAUGGUUUCCUGAUCAAUAUAAUUAAUUUAAUGUACGUUAGACCAUUAUUACGUCAGUAUUUGAUUUUUAAUAUACGUUGAAUCAAUAAUUCUUUAAAAAUUAUCUGCAUAUUUAAUAGUUUAAAUAUAUGAUGUCACCGACUCUUCAUUUAAAUGCAUCAACCUCAAAAUAUAUACAAGUUUAGAACUUCAAGAAAUGAAUAUUAUAUUAAAUUAAUGUCUAAAUGAUACAGCAAUACUACAAUAGUUGCACUCCUACUUGUUGCACCAGAAAGGUCACUGCCGCGCUGUUUACUGAGUUCAAUGUGAAUUGUGCUAGUAAGAUAUGCGGAAUUUUUAUGUUGGUAUUUAAACAAGUAACAUAAAAUAUUACAUCGCUUUAAUUUGCCAAAUAUUUUGCAAGUAUUACCUUUGAUCUGACUAAAACAAGCAUUACGAAAUUUAAAAAUAAUUCCAAUAUUCCAUUCCAAAACAGAAGUUUUCUGACUUAAAAUGAAAAUACUUAUUUUUUCAAAAAAUAUUACAUUAGGGGUUAUCUUCAGUUAAUAAUGGUUUUAAAAUGUCGCAUCUUUCAACCUUCGCAUAUUGUUGCACCCAUUACAGGUGCCGGAUUUACCAAUUUAUACUUUUAACCUCACAAAAAAUAUUAAAUGAUGUCUUCAGCAUGAAGUUAUCGAUCUCAAAACUUCGGUAAUCUUCAGUCAGAAUUAUUCUGAAUAUUGAGCUGUUCAAUGAAGAUGAUAAUAAAUUUUGUUGAAUAAUCCCACAGAAAAAAACCAUUUGGGACCAAAGCGGCAGAAAAAACUGACUAAAUACGGUAAAGAUAAAAAUCAGAGAGGGGAGAGUAUAAAGGAGAUAAUGCUCGAAUCAGUAUACCUUCCAUAUGAUACAACGGACAACCUCCAACAAGCGAGAUGGGACAGCUAUUGAGAGAUUGCAGAAUAAAUUAACUGCAACUGAUCAUGAACUGUAGCACGAAUACCUUAAACUGGGGCAGCACAAACAUAAAUGAAAUAGCUGAGUCGUUACUACAGCUUAUUAUGAAAUAAUUUAGAUAUAUUAAAUAUAGGAAACAUACCAACUUUCAUAACAACAGAACGAAAAGGGAUAAUUGAUAAUAUACCACAGUACCACAAUUGUAGUGCAUACUCAAUGAUACUAAAAGUAAAGCCAUGUAAAAAGUACGGGUUUCGGAUAGCUUUAUCACCAAUAGAGGUCUGCGACAAGGUGACAAAAAUCUGUUGUUAUCAACAGAUUUUUUCAAUUUGAGCUUAGAGAAGAUUUUACGAGAAUGUAACAUCUACACUAGAGGCACAAUAUAUCAUCACAGGCAUCAAUGCGUAGCAUACGCAGAUGAUGUUACCUUAAUAACAAGGAGACCUGCAGAAUUAAGAGAACUCUUUACUAGAAUAGAGAGAAUAGCAGGGAAUAUGGUUUAGAAAUAAACGAGGAAAAAACAAAAUAUAUGGUGAUGAGGGGAAACGAAAAUCAUCUAGGACAGUCCUUUAAGAUACAAAGCCCAAGUAAAGAAUAUAACUUUGAAGUUGUUAGCCAAUUCAUUUACUUGGGAGUGACACUAACAAAUAGGAACGAAGAGAACCAAGAAAUCAUAAAAAGAAUGGCCAAAGGUAGUAAGAGUGGGGGGGCCUGACUAAAGGGUAAACGUCCAUCUUUACUAGCCUAUAAAAAAAUCAUUAAAACAUGAGUCACUCGUUUCAAUUGUGGUAAUAAUAAUAAUAAUAUCGUAUGGAUUUUUUUGCCGGGGAGAUCCUUUCGGAUUGUUCCGGCGCCAAUUGGAUCGUUAAGCCUGUUUCAAGUAGCUAGUGUCGAUGCACGCUAGCCCUGGGGAACCGACGGCUUUACGUGCCCUUCAAAGCACGGUGAACUGCUCGCAUCAUUUUUAGAUGCAUGUGUUGGAUGAGGUUGUUCAGAUUCUUGUUCAAACCAUCGAAAAAUCUGCUUUGAAAUGACAGGCAAUAAAGAUUUUUCGUAACCCUCGUAAAACCGACUGGGAAACAUAACAAGUCAACCUGGUAUACUGUGUGCUGCGAUUAAACGUAUAAUAAGCCAUACACUUGACCCAGACAUGGUUGCCGAACAAUUUGAAGAGAUUAAAUUUUAUCAAGCGGCUUUUGAAGGAUUCAGUUGAAUACACUAGGAAUGGUGAUGAGAUCCUGAAAGAACUUUUUAGGCUGCACUUUUCUGGGUAUGAAACUAAACUGAUACCACUAAACACGAUGCAGCAUACUAUGCUGAAAACCAUAACUUAUGUUUCUGAGGGAAACUGGCGUCUAGCAGAAGUUAUAGAUUAGGAAAAAGUCAAAUGGGCAAUAAAGUUAUUAGAUUCAUCUAAUACUUCUGCAAAAGAAAAAUGACCUGUACAAAAAAUUAUGUAUGAUACUACAGACUAGUUUAGGAAUGUUGCAUAUACAAAGAUCAUCGAGUAUCAUAAUUUUAUACCUUUUGGAGUUAAUGAAUUUUGAACGCAGGUCAAUGUGGACUUUAAUGUAUCUUUAAUGCAUCUUACGGGGUGUGAUCUGAUAAAAAUAAUCAACAUCACCAUCUUGGUCAUCCUGAUUUCCAGUUAGACCAUCAUUGAUUCUUAUUUCCGACAAAUAAUUAACUAAAUACUCCAAUCAUUGAGCAAUGAGCUUUUGUUUUUUUUUUUCAUCCAUCAGUCGGUUUAAUGCGAAAAGUUAUAAGAAACCGACAAUGUAACAUAUAUGCAAGAGUUAUAUUUUUUGCUUCUAAAAAUGAUUCACUCCAGAAUAUAUGCCAGAUGUGAAGAAAACAUUGGCGAAUCUCAGUUUGGUUCGAGUGUUUCGAUACAAGGGAGUCGUUAUUGGUCAUCCAGGUUUGCAUACACAGAUAGCAAGAUAUAUGUUGGUGUAUAUAAAAGCAUUUAAGCAAGUUAAUUGCUAUUUUGAAUGACAUAGCUGACAUUAGAAUUAAAAGUCUGACAUCCGAAUAAGUUCCUAUUAAGAGAGGAGUUCGACAGAGAUAUGUGUUCUCUCUGCUUUUGUUUAAUUUAUAUACAGAGAAGAUUUUCGAAGAAGUUGUGGAAGACAGAAAAGAAGCUAUAACUGCCAACGGACUAGUCAUCAAUAACUUAAGAUAUGCUGACAACACAUUCAUCAGCAAAAACAAAAAUAUAGCCAACAAUCUAAUUGAUAUUAUAAUCUGCUAUAUGCAAUGGGAGAAUGGACUAUCGUUGACAUGAUGUGUACAAUAAUUGUGGCUUCCGAUAUGUGGGUGUACCGCUGAAUUUUGACGAUCUGAAUACCAUAAAAAGGAGAAAAUUGAAGUACUUUGCCCACGUGAUGGGAAAUGCUAAAUAGGAAUUACUACAUGUAAUGAUUCAAGGAAAAAUAGAAGAGAAACAUGAUCCUGGAUGACGAAGGACAUCCUGGCUCAAGAACCUUCUCCAGUGAUAUGGAGGUAGGGCCACUAGGACACUAUUCAGGACCGCUGUGGACAAAGUAAUGAUCAUGCAACUGGUUGCCAAUGUUCUGCAGGACAAGACACUUAAAGCAGAAGAUUUUUUUGCAAAGUAUGACAAGUAGCUAAGCAACAUUAAUUUAAAACCAAAUAAAAAUUAAAUUAUGAUGCUUUCAAACACACGUGUAGUAAAAACAAGUUAUACUUAAGUUAUGUUAUUUAUAUUAUUAACUGGCACGACUAACAGUCAGGAGUUUUUAUUAUUUUUUUAUAGGAAAGAAACGAUCACGUACUUGGCAGUAUCAGAAUGGAACAUUAAACUUAAUAUUUCGGGGAUAUUAUAUUUUGAUUCAUAAUAUACAACCAAAAAAUAUAUAGAUACCUGGUGAUGCAUUUAAAGUAAUGAGUGACCGCACAAUUUAUUAAAAUCUUGUUUAUAGUCUAUUUGUUUAGUUUAUAACGCUUUUUAAGUUCUAAUUAUAUUUAAUUUUCUUUAUUAUUCUACUUAAUUUAAUAAAAAGUACAAAUCUAUUAGUAUACUAAAAUUGAUUUAUGGUUUUAUUAUGUAUAUUGGGAUGUAGAUAUGUAGAUAAUAAGCAAUAUAUUUGCUUAUGAUAGAAUGUUUGUUAAUAAUUCUUUUAAUGCACAAGAAGUGAGAAUUUAUCACGAAUUUUAUCGAUUGGUAAGUUAGGUACAUUUUAAAUGGUAUUAUGAUAUCAAUUAUUAUAAUUGAAAUACUCAAGAGUAACAUAAUUUCCAUUAUCUGCAUUUUAAAUACGUUUUUGGUGGUUUAGACAUUUAUACUCCGCUUUCAGUAGCAACUUAUUAGCAGCUAAUUUUCUUUCAUCCUGCUAUUCCGAAAGAUUUUUAUAACACUCAUUAAUUUAUACGAGAAUAUUUUUUGUCUAACGGGCUAUACCAAAAUGUCUUCACAAAAAACUGAAUGAUCUAGUCUAGAGACUGAUUUGGUUUGACUUUUAUAUAUUGGACAUUUCCUAUUGGCCGUUGCUUUUCAUCUAAUUUGACGUUGUCAUUUUUGUACAGUGUUGCGAUAUUAUCAGGACAAUGAAAAAUGUAUGAAAUUGUAUUGUCAAAAAAUUAAAAUAUAAGGUAUAGUAGGCACGUAAUUUCGUUGAAAAAUUUACGGGAACAAGAGCGAGUAAGAUAGUAGCAAAUUGGCAACAAUGUUAUAGUGACCAGUAGUCUACCGAACAGUAGCGUAGAUAUCUAAUUUUAAAUUAAAUAAAAGUUAUUAUUUUGCAAACAUUUGCUUUCAAGUGUAAAUGGGACCGUCGCAUGUACUCAAAUUAUGUGGGUAUCAUUAAAUAUUUUAUUUUACCAAAAAGUUUCAUUUUCUAUAAAGUUCAAAUAAAAACUAUCUGUGUUAUCAACACUGUGUGUGUGUUCUAUUUGGCUGAAUUUGCCACAAUCCUUUCUUCUCUGUCUAGAAGAAGAUGUUUCUCCUAUAAUCUUGUAGCAGGUCCUUUUAUGCACUCUGUUUAAAAAACAUGUUUCUACAAUUAUUUUUGAUUUAGAUAAUUCAGAACACAGUCCUUCAUAAACAUGUUUCAUCAUACGUUUGGCAUCCUCAGAGAUUGAAAAUGUCACUUACGUUUUACUACACAGUUUUAUAUAUCUACCAGUUGAUUAGAGGGUUCCCCUGGCUCUUCAGCUGCAGAAUUAUUAUCACACCACGGUCGCCACAUUUUAAAAGUAUCUUAGUAAAAUGGUAAAAGAAGUUUAGAAAGAGCACUGACGAAGUCAAAACCAAACUCACUUGCAGUGAGUUUAAAUCUGCUUUCGCUGGUUUAAAAAUAAUAUAUAUCUACCUACCCAUCCAAAUCCAAAACACUCGAUGGAUGAACCGUGAUUUUUCCUGAUAAACUAUUUUAUGGUUUCGGUCGCUCGGGCAAAUAUUGUAUAUCUCUCAAAAUGCAAAGUAUAUCUCUCAAACUAUAAAACCAUUUACUUUUGAGUACUAAUUCAUUUUAAUUCUAGCAUAAUACCAAUAUAUUAUUAUAAUCUAAGCAUUUAAAUGUGUGAUUUAACUGACAGCGGGUAUUUUUAACUCUGUAGUAUGUCUAAAUUAGACUUAAAAGUGGUAGAUGUAUACCUGUAAGAAAAUAUAAUAAGUAUUUUUUUGUAUAUUUCGGAUUAUAAUUGAUUAUUUUUAUAUUUUUAACAGGUAUGUUUAUUUUACCGUGUUACGUGAGAAAUUGUUUUUACGUGCACCGUUUUUUAUGAACAAUAAAGGAAGAUACAAAUC